UCUCAGGAGGAAAAAAGUCCUAAGGAAAGGAUUUUCAUGAAAAGAUGUCUGCGACACGAGGCUGUGGCAGUGGAAGCAGUGGUCACUCUGGGCAGCUCCUGGUCCUGGAUGGACACUCCUGGGGGUUCUUUCAGGGGUGUUGAUUUUCUCCCCCACCUUGUGCUGUGUUAAAGGAAACCCACACGACCCUGAGGGGAAGUGAAGGCAGUGAAACUUCCUGUCUUUGGUGUUUGGUAAACUUUGAAACCCGAGCAGUUGCGUUCAGCACAGCGCUCGUGGAGUGGCUUCAUUUUCCCAUAAAACACCUCAGUUUUGUGGUCAUUCCUCAGCUGUGCCUGUGACCAAGCAACACCCUGACUGUGUGGUGAGCAGAGCACCUUUGGGUGCCCCCAGGAGCUGGCAGUGCCAGGCUGGGGUGCUGUUCCUGCAGGUGGCAGGGUCGGUGCCAACCCGCUCACGACCAUGGUGAGCGUGAGGGGAUGGAUCCAUUGCUUUGCUUCCUGGUGAGCAGGGACAGAUCCAUCGCUUUGCUUCCUGUGUGGCACACUUAAUUGCCCAGGUUAAUCACCCAGGUUAAUUACCUGGCCCUCCCAGUGCUGACACACAGCUGCUUAGAGCUUGGAGGUCACGGUGACCCGAGGGAGAAGGAGGAUGUGUUGCUGUAACAAUGGUGCUGAUGCUCCGGUGCCCCAUCCCGCUGCUGUGGCUGCCCCAGCGCCCUUAGCUGGGCUCACCCCUGCUGCUGUGCCCCCCAGGAGGAUCGAGGACUGCCUGCCCCUGCUGCAGGACUCCCCCUCCAAGCGUUUCUCUCCGUCCAAGAGGAAGCAGUACUACAUCAACAAAGCCAUCCGCAACUCCGACCUCAUCCCCAGGGCCAAGGGCCGCAAGAGCCUCCAGAGGCUGGAGAACACUCGUUACCUGAUGACGCUUCUGGAGCAGGAUGACUGCGGAAGCGACGAGGGAGAGCUCAGCCACUCUGCCACCCCCAGCAUCUUCACUGAGGCCUGCAACAACGAGACCUAUGUGGAGAUCUGGAACGACUUCAUGAACCGCUCGGGAGAGGAGCAGGAGAGGGUCCUGCUCUACCUGGAGGAGGAGGCCAGGAAGAAGCACAGGAGGAAGCUGCCUGUCAAGAAUGAGGACAAGUGGAAAGCAGAGCUCCCUGCCUACACCCCCCAGGAGUGCUUCCAGCGCAUCAGCCGCCGCCUGCGUGCCACCCUGAAGAGGGGCAGGAUCCCCAUGGGGACUCUGGAAGGGCUGGAGGAGGAGCUGCUGGCCUUCUUCUCUGUCACCCCUCAAUCUGUGUACACAGCACUGAUGGAUAACAGCUUUGAGAGGCUCCUGCUCCACGCCCUCUGCCAGUACAUGGAUCUCGUCUCUGCCAGCUCGGACAUCGAAGGGAAGCGCCAGAUGAAAGUGAGCAACAAACACCGCGUGUUCCUGCCCCCGGAGCUGCUGCUCUCAGACUACCUGGGCCAGAUGAGCUGAUGUUGCCCCCACAGCCCCUCGUGUGUCCUGUGCAGCCUCUCCCGGACCCUCCUCAGCCCUUCCCCUGCUCCCAGGCCGGGCCUUUGUGGCUGUGCUGGCAGCAGGGCACAGGGUGCAGAGCAGGUGCCUCUCGCCCGCCCUGCUGCCAGCACAGCCCUGCUGGAACUGCUCGUGUGUCUAUUUAUAACCCAGGUGUUUUUAAAAAAGAAUCAGGCGGGGCCAGCCUCCCUCGG
Molecule: messenger RNA, 1721 nt
Organism: Zonotrichia albicollis (white-throated sparrow)
Lineage: Eukaryota; Metazoa; Chordata; Aves; Passeriformes; Passerellidae
Source: RefSeq, a predicted model, not a curated record